ACAGGUACAAUUAAUACACAGGGUGGCCUGCCGCCAUUACGACAUAACAAAGGCCUCAACCGAUAGGUCAUUCACAAACACACACCGUGUCCAGAACGGGCAGGCUUUCUCAGGUGAGUGUCCUGCCCUAAUCACAUGACCGAUCCUGACCAAUCAGAGCUCGCCGUGAUAUCUGUAGCACCCGUCCAGGAACCGAAGUCCGUCCCCUUCUAUAAAUACAACCAGCCGUCCCGGCCGCCCGAGCAGUUCAUGAGCUAUAACCGAGUUACUCCAGACAAAGAGCCGGAUCCUGGAAUGGCCUCUUACAACAUGCAGCAGCAGCAAGGCGGUUUCGUGAUGAAGGAAGACCGCGACAACAGGCCGAUCGGAUCGUACGAUGAGGAUGUUGGUCUUGGCUGUUGCGGCUGGGUUCUGACCAUCAUUUCCUACAUCAUAGUGCUGUGUACCUUCCCCAUUGCUCUCUGCAUCUGCAUAAAGGUUGUGCAGGAGUAUGAGCGAGCCGUCAUAUUCCGACUGGGCCGGCUGCUGCCUGGGGGAGCCAAGGGACCAGGCAUUUUCUUCAUACUGCCUUGUACUGACGACUACAAAAAGGUGGACCUGCGUACCAUAUCGUUUGACGUUCCCCCGCAAGAGAUCCUGACCAAGGACAGCGUGACGGUCUCGGUGGACGCCGUGGUGUACUUCCGCGUCAGCAACGCCACCAUCUCGGUCGCCAACGUGGAGAACGCCAACCAGUCGACCCGCCUGCUGGCCCAGACCACCCUGCGGAACAUCCUGGGCACCAAGAACCUGACCGAGAUCCUGUCGGACCGCGAGAACAUCAGCCACACCAUGCAGUCCCAACUGGAUGAGGCCACUGACCCCUGGGGCAUCAAGGUGGAGCGUGUGGAAAUCAAGGACGUGCGUCUGCCUGUUCAGCUGCAGCGCGCCAUGGCUGCCGAGGCUGAGGCUGCUCGUGAGGCUCGUGCUAAGGUCAUCGCUGCUGAGGGUGAGAUGAACGCUUCCCGCGCCCUGAAGGAGGCCGCUGACGUGAUCGCCAUGUCGCCCUCGGCCCUGCAGCUGCGUUACCUGCAGACCCUGACCAGCAUCUCCGCCGAGAAGAACUCCACCAUCAUCUUCCCCCUCCCCAUCGACCUCAUCAACAACAUGAUGAGCAAAAAGUAGAACGCCGCAGUUGAGGCACAUCAGUUAGAAGGCUCCUUCUGAUUGGCUGACAGGUGGAAAUGCGCUCGUUUACGUGGCCUCAACUGACCAAGGAAACCAUGUCUUGUAACUUGUGUGCCUUGACUGUAGGGAGGGGAGGGGUUUUACACAGAGGCAACAGUCAAAGGCUUUGGACUUCUUUCUCUGCAUUGGUGACAAAAUUCACACCCCCAUCCUCCAUACCUUUGAUAGUUUGCUCGAACUAUCGCCAUACAGAUGAACAGGGCAAAAAUGCUGUAGUGUUAAAACAUUCCUUACCUCACCAACAUAAAGAAUCUAUCAACCUCUAAUACAUUUAAAAAGUGCAGUAACUGUCAUGCUAUCAUAGCCACAAUACAGAGAAGAAAUCCACUAUCUUUACUGUCCAGGACUGGUGGUCUCUGUUGUUGAGUGUGUUGGCAGUUAUGUUCUCAGUCUACAUAUUAUACUGUAGGGAUGUAAACACUGUAGAAGUGAAAGAUAUAGUUUAAUGUAAUUAGUGACUUUCCAGAAGUAAAAUUUGUAACAUAGUCAUUCAAUACCUAAGGUUGGCAUGUGCCAGUGGUAGCAAAGUUGAAAUUUCGACAAAUUUAGGAUUUUUAAAGAAGAAUUUGUUUCAGCUUUCUUUUAAAAACUCAUGAAAGUGCUCCAAAAAGUUUUUUAAAAUUUUUUAUUGCAAUGGUGAUGAAGUUCAGGAGUGUAGUUAACUAAUCUUAGGUGUUGGAUGAUGAUACUACAUGUAUGACUGUAAUGUGAUCUCUUGACUUUGCUGCCAAAGAAUAUUCUAUCAGGCUAGUUCAGCUGUACUAAAGGAGUUUUAACUGGAAUAGAGAAAAAAAUUGCUUAUCUGUGAUUGCUGAAACAGUUGUACAUCUUUUGAAUAUGUGUUUGUUUGUGGUUCUUGAUUAUUUCUGUUGAAAUACAUGUAUAUCCAAGAGAGCACCUGUUUUACAUUCGAAUUCACUCGGUGUUUGUUCGAGAUUUCUUCGCUGUGUGCAGUGUACGUUUCUUAAAUUUCACUCGCCAAUGCAACCAAUGCAAGCUCAGUGAUUGUACUUGAUGUAGAAAACUGUUUGCUUUUGCCUGAAGUAUGAAGCACGUGCUAGGUUUUUCAUCCAUUUGUAACAGCUUUCUGAAAUAGAAUGAAUGGUAUUGCACUGCUUGUAAAGUCCGUCACUCUGAGAUUCAUGUGAAAAAAAUUGUCUGCAAGCAGCUUACUAGACAAGCUUAAAAGUUUUCUCUUCCUUGGUUGGGGUGAAGACUAGAGCCCUGUUGUAAAUGGUUUGUGUGUUUUUUUUUUUCACCUCAGAAGAUUUUGGGUAAUUUGAGAAUGUUGAAGGAGUACAUCUGGAAAAAAAUGUGGUACAACACGUAAAGUUUUGGCAAGUUGUGUAAAGUGAAUUUCUGUAUGCUUGUACAUAAUGCAUUCCAUAUUGACUCUGAAGGUAAUUAUAGAAAUUCGUUUUGGUGUAUGUUAUAUUCAAAAUACUAGACUAUAUAAUAUGACUGUUAUAUGAGCAGUUUUGUGAUUUGUAGUGUUGCUGAUUAACCAACAUUUUGCCUCCAUGGAAGCCAGAAAGUAUGGGCGUAGAAAUAAGACCUUGAAGCACAUACUUCAGUCAUUAUGUCACCUAAAAACAUAGAGCAGACGUGACAUGUAUAACGUCCUCAAAAAAGUGCUGGACAAUUAGGAACAUUCAACAGUUUACUCGUGCCAGGCAUACAACCCAAACUAUUCCGUAAUAAUUUACAAAAUAUCAUAUUUUCAACUGCAGUUUUCACUUCAGCAAUAUGGAUGCUGUUCUUGUUAGUUGUAUACUGAUCUUGUAGUGUUUUCGUAUCCAUGCAUUAUUGAUGUUUGGAUUGGAAAUAAAAAAUUAUAAAAGCCCA
Messenger RNA from Branchiostoma belcheri (Belcher's lancelet), 3072 nucleotides. Its product is annotated as erythrocyte band 7 integral membrane protein-like. Bases 136 to 1164 code for a protein of 342 amino acids. The record is from RefSeq and is a predicted model, not a curated record. Lineage: Eukaryota; Metazoa; Chordata; Leptocardii; Amphioxiformes; Branchiostomatidae. Gene Ontology annotation, cellular component: plasma membrane. The transcript has 9 exons.